Stomoxys calcitrans (stable fly) is the source of this 1256-nucleotide messenger RNA. It is a transcript of the gene Ctr1A, whose product is annotated as high affinity copper uptake protein 1. Gene Ontology annotation, cellular component: membrane. Gene Ontology annotation, biological process: copper ion transmembrane transport. The record is from RefSeq and is a predicted model, not a curated record. Lineage: Eukaryota; Metazoa; Arthropoda; Insecta; Diptera; Muscidae. Gene Ontology annotation, molecular function: copper ion transmembrane transporter activity. Bases 327 to 1103 code for a protein of 258 amino acids. The transcript has 7 exons.
GUAUGUUAACGUUAAAAAAGUGAAAAUUUUUAAGGAAAGAGUUUAAUUUAAUGGAGAUCAGAGAAGAAAACUUGAAAUAAGAAUUCAAUGUAUGAAAGCUUAUUAAUAUGUUCUCUAGUAUUAUUGAAUUUGAUGAUUUCUAAAGUCCAAUAUUACGAAUUCCGUUGAGACCAAGAAAAAAGUAUAAGUGGUUUUAGAGUUGUGUCAAGCCAACGCCAUAUCAGAGCUUUGACCACCAUCUCGGCUAACCUCUGGAUAUUGUAAAAAAGCAUAUAUCCUAUAACGUUGGCAUACCUGUACAAGUUUUACAUCUUUAACAGUUCAUAAUGGACCAUUCGGAGCAUUCUAUGGAUCACCAUGCCGGACAUGAUCAUGGUCACAGCAUGCACGAUAUGCAUGGGGACGCUCAUGCCGGUCACGGGAUUUUAUCACUGACCACUACAACAACAACAACAAUGCCACCAACAGUGAUACCCGCCACACAUGAGCACUUGCAUCAUGCACCAGCUGGACAGAGCGAUAUGGGACACAUGAACCAUAUGAAUCACAUGAUGAAUCAUAUGAUGUCUAUGUCGUUUCAUUUUGGCUAUGAAGAAACAAUACUAUUUGAAUUUUGGAAAAUUGAUAGCAUCGCUGGCUUAAUAGGUUCCAUGGCAGGCAUAUUCAUAUUGGCCGUUUUAUAUGAAGGUUUAAAAUAUUAUCGGGAAUUUUUGUUUUGGAAAACAUACAAUUUAUUGGAAUAUCGCCCAGUUACGGGGCCACAAACUAAUCCAGAGGUGGGACAAAUACAACCAGCGCCCAGCAAUCCAACACCGGUGCAAUAUGUCGGAGAAGUUAUUCAUAAGCAACCAUUUAUAAAAUGGUGUAACAUGGAUAAAUUUAGCAGAAAUGCUUUGUUGUGGCCAACAAUGUUCUCGCUGAAUCACUUUAUUCAGACUGCUUUGCAUAUGGUACAGGUUACAGUAUCCUUCCUACUCAUGUUGAUAUUCAUGACCUACAAUGUGUGGCUGUGUUUGGCCGUUGUUGUGGGAGCUGCCGUCGGCUAUUUCCUUUUCUGCUGGAAGAAAUCCGUAAUUGUGGAUGUAACUGAACAUUGUCACUAGCAAAAGACCCAUUAUGAAUGUUGGGAAGCUGCUUGGCGACCAAAGCGAGGAAUGCAGCUGGCGCGUGACAACGCAACUUCAAUGCAACGUCAGCUACUUAUAAACGAUGACCUACAAUAGACAAACAAAACAAAACAACAAAACAAACAAACA